UUCUUCCUCUCCCUUCAACGAAAAAGCAACACUUGUUGCCUCUCUCUCUCUCUCUCUCUCUCUCUGAGUAAUUUCCACAAACACGUCAGGAGCUCGAAAUGAACAACCUCUUCUUCUUCCUCCUCUUAGCCGCCUCCAUCGAAUCUCCGACGGCGGCCGACGGCUCCGCCAAUGCCUACAUCUACGCCGGUUGCUCCGAGAGCCGCUACGCCCCCGGAUCCCCCUCCCAGAUCAACGUAGACUCUCUCCUCUCCUCCCUCGUCUCCGCCUCCUCCUCCACUCCUUACUCUAACCUCACAUCCACCGCCGCCUCCGCCUCCUUCCCUUCCUUCGGCCUCUUCCAGUGCCGCGGCGACCUCCAGCCCUCCAAUUGCGCCGAUUGCGUCCGAUCGGCUGUCUCCAGUAUUUCCUCUCUCUGCCCCUUCGCUGCCGGCGCCGCCGUCCAGCUCGACGGCUGCUUCCUCCGCUACGGUAACGAUUCCUUCGUCGGGGAGCCCGACACCAGCGUCCUCUACAAGAAGUGCGGCGCCUCUGGGGGAGGCGGGUACGGACCCGACCAGAUCGGUAUCCGAGACGCAGCUCUUUCCGCCCUGACCGGCGGCGGAGGCAACGGCGGAGCCGGCGGGUACAGGGUCGGCGCCGCCGGGUAUGUCCAGGCGGUGGCGCAGUGCGUUGGCGACCAGAGCGCGAGCGAGUGCGACGACUGCGUGGCGGCGGCGGUAGGGCAGGUCAGGGCCGCCUGCGGGUACGCCGUCUCCGGCGACGCCUACCUUGGCAAGUGCUAUGCUCGGUUCUGGUACACCGGCAACGGAGCCUAUAACGACGACGCGGACCACCACCACGACGACCCGGAUCACCACCACGACGAUGACGAUGAUGAUGAAACUGGGAAAACAGCAGCAAUUGUGAUUGGUCUCAUAGCAGGUGUUGCUCUCCUUAUCAUGUUUCUCACCUUCCUCAGAAAAGCUGGAAACUAUGGAAAAGAUUGAUUAAAGAUGUGGUGGCCUAGGUUUACUUUCUUUCGGCUUUUUUAUGAGAUAGUUCAUUUUGUGACAAAUUGCUAAAAGAUUAGAGUGGCUAAGGAGUUGGCAGAAGUGGGGAAGAGGAAUCAUGAACCUAGAGUUGACAAAAUGGGAGAAAUUAUGGAGAAAGGCCAUGUACAAAUUAAUUCAAUAAACUAUCCACACUGUGACUUCAUCUUUCUAAUAAAAUUAUUAUUAUUAUUAUUA
Zingiber officinale is the source of this 1229-nucleotide messenger RNA. RefSeq names its product plasmodesmata-located protein 6-like. Lineage: Eukaryota; Viridiplantae; Streptophyta; Magnoliopsida; Zingiberales; Zingiberaceae. Bases 99 to 989 code for a protein of 296 amino acids. Gene Ontology annotation, cellular component: plasmodesma. The transcript is spliced from 3 exons. The record is from RefSeq and is a predicted model, not a curated record.